This is a messenger RNA of Dendronephthya gigantea, 1243 nucleotides long. RefSeq lists its product as uncharacterized. The annotation marks the transcript as partial. NCBI's taxonomy places the organism in Eukaryota, Metazoa, Cnidaria, Anthozoa, Malacalcyonacea, Nephtheidae. The record is from RefSeq and is a predicted model, not a curated record. The transcript has 6 exons.
AUGAAGAAAAGGAUGCUUUUUUAUAAGGCUCAGUCAAGUUUUGGUGGUGAUAAUUCAUCAUCAGAUGAUGCUACUAGUGAUGAGGAAGAGGAUGGUGAUGAUGAUGAUGAUGUUAGCAGUGUUAGCAAUGUUGACUCACAUACAUCAGAACCAUCCAUACCAACAGAGGUCGAAGAAGAACCAGCACUGGAAGAGCCAUUGACUGCCACUGAUACAGAAUCGGAGAUAGAGGAUGAUAUUUCUGGGAAAAGAGUCUAUAUCAAAGAUGACAAUUUGAGGACACAAGCAAAGUUUGUUGUCUUUCUUCCACAACUCAUGGAAUUAUUUGGCACUUGUCCAACCUGUAGCAUGCCAGGUGUCCUCAUUGAUGUUAAAAAGUUUGGAACAAUGGUACAAAUCGAGAGAACAUGCAGUCAAAAAAAGUGCACAAAACGCAACAAUGUGUGGAGCAGUCAACCAAAAUUUCCUAACUCCAGUAUUCCAGCGGGGAAUUUACUUCUGUCAUUUGCCAUUUUAACUGGCGGUGGAUCUGCAAGCAAAACGCUAAGAAUAUUUGAACAUAUGGGGUUAGGAAGCAUAUCUCUGUCCACAUUCUACCGCCAUCAACGUACCAAGCUGUUUCCCACCAUUCAUAUGCAUUGGAAAUCAUACAAAGCAUCAUGGCAAGCAAAGUUGAAAGAAAUAGAUGGCAUUGUUUUAGCUGGGGAUGGUCGUCAUGACAGUAUGGGACAUAGCGCAAAAUACUGUGCAUAUAGUUUGUUCUGUUGUGAUGAUCCAAUAAAUGCAAUAAUUGAUUUCAGUUUAGUGCAGAGAAAUGAAGCUGGCAGCAGUCCUGCCAUGGAAUAUAUGGCUUUCACAAGAUCAAUGGAGGAUGUAUCAAAAAAUGAUUUGAAUGUUAACACUUUUGUGUCUGAUCGCCAUUCAUCCAUUGCCAAACACAUGCGAGAAAAGCUGCCAGAAAUCACUCACUACUUUGACCUGUGGCAUUUGACAAAAGUUUCAAAAGUACUGAGCAAAAUUGCUAAGGAGAACGAUUGUGAGGUGCUUUUACCAUGGGUGAAGCCAUGUGUUAACCAUCUCAUCUGGAGUGCCACAUCCACAGCUGAUGGUAAUGGCCAAGUCAUUUGGGCAAAAUUGGAAUCAUCUUUGGAACAUGUUGCUAAUGUUCACAAAGACCUUCCUAAUCCUGUCUUCAAUAAGUGUGCACAUGAUGAUAUAGAGGAAAGAACAUGGCUUGAUAAAG